Messenger RNA from Mercenaria mercenaria, 2624 nucleotides. RefSeq lists its product as uncharacterized. The coding region runs from base 167 to 2131 and encodes 654 amino acids. Gene Ontology annotation, biological process: proteolysis. The transcript is spliced from 11 exons. Gene Ontology annotation, molecular function: zinc ion binding; metalloendopeptidase activity. The record is from RefSeq and is a predicted model, not a curated record. Lineage: Eukaryota; Metazoa; Mollusca; Bivalvia; Venerida; Veneridae.
AAAAACUUGUGAUAUAAUAAUCAUAUGUCUUAUUUACAAUUACAAUAACAUAAAUUUUUCACCGGUGAUAAAGGAAUCCGGAAACCUCUCGUGAUCUUUUGGCAGAACUGAAAUUUUCAAAUUCGUUCUAUGAUAUAGAUUAGUAAAGACGUUAAAUAAUCUUACAAUGGAUUUGAAACGCAGUUUUUCUUACUUUCUAGUGCAUAUAAUAGUAUUACGGACAUCACUAAUAAAAGGAAUGCAUAUACCAUUAUUUAUAAAGGAACAAGGUGUUGGAAAUGAAAGUGUUGCGAGUUUAGUGAAUGAAAACAAACCAAAGGUUGACGUUGCCAAAUUUUCAGGGGACAUCGGUAGUCAGUUUACCGGAGGGAUAAAACAGAACAAGGCCAAUGGCGUGGAAUUAGUGGCACCAACUACAAGAAAUAAAGGCAUCGAAAUGAAAAGCGUUGAAAGAUACAAAGAACCAUGGGAGUUAAAUUACAACGUCUGUCCACCGUCAUUAUGUACUGCAAACGAAGAGCAAAGGCCAACGGGUAAAGGUGGUUCCUUAUUUUAUGAUGGUGAUAUCGUAUUGGACAAGGAAUCAGAAAGGAUUAUCUAUGGCAACAAAACACGUCAUCGAUACACGAGGGCAACAACACGGAACUCUCGGACUUGGAGAAAUGCCAUUGUACCUUAUAUGUUUGCGAGCAACAUAUCACCAUUGUCUGCGUCGUUGCUCAGUAAAGCGAUGAGAACAAUAGAAAAGGAAACAUGUAUUCGCUUCAGGAGAAGACAAUUUAGAGACGAGGAUUAUAUAAGAUUUAUUAGCGAACCCGGCUGUUGGUCGGCUGAUUGGAGUUUGAAACAAAUCCGCUAUCCCAAUUGGGGUAGGAACUUAAUUAUCACGUUCGUAUCACAGGCGAGACCAGACAGGGACGAGUAUGUGGAAAUCAUAACAGAGAACAUUGCACCGAAAUAUGUCCCAGAUUUUAAAAAGGCAAACAAAGUUCUUGUGACAUCUCGAGGUUUCCCAUACGACUAUGAAAGUGUGAUGCAUUAUGGCAAUAAGGCCUUCACAAACCUUGGAAAUGAUACAAUAAAGGUAAUUGGUAUAGGAAGAAAAUUGAAGAUGAGGAUAGGACAACGUGAUGCUCUAAGUAACAUAGACAUAGCACAGCUAAGAGACAUGUAUCAAUGCUACAGUAAAGAGAACCGUUUUAAUACAUAUUGCGCAAAAUACUGGGUUAGAAUCGGUGGGAAGUGUUAUAAAUUUGAAGACAAACAAAUAAAGACGUUUCCUGAGGCAGUGAGGAAAUGUAAGGAAAUGAAUUCAACACUGCUUGUCACAGACGACGCGACAGAGGAAUUUAAUAUCAAGCGUUAUGUCAAGAAAAUGUACCCAAAAGUCAAAGUAUGGCGCACGGGUGAAAGGACGAUGAAUAGGACAUUUGCAAUGUAUACAGGAAAUUGGAACAAAAGUCGUUCAGCAACAUACAGCUCACUUGCCAUGGCAUACAAUAAAAAGAAAGACAGGCUGUUUUCGGAAGGGAUGUGGAUUAGUUCCUACCGUGCAUAUGCUUUUAUAUGUGAACAGAAGGCAAGACGCAAAUGUAUUUACGGAGAGUUUCCCGAUGGACGAGAUUAUCGUGGUACCCUUGACCACACUAUAGAUGGUUAUACGUGUCAGAAAUGGUCAUCACAGUAUCCGUGGGCACAUAAACUUCUGCCAUUCCCCUACGAUGGUACCAAAAACGAACAAGACGGUUUAGGAGAUCAUAAAUACUGCAGAAAUCCCUUGUGUGACAGAAAGAGCAGACCUUGGUGCUAUACCACCAAAAGUAAAUUUAAAUGGCAAUACUGUGACGUCAGUAUAUGUUCAAAGAAUGGAGAUGAUGCAUCAUACAGAAAGAAUAACGGAAGUCCAAGUCAAUCAAAUACUAGAAAAAGCAACAAAAUAUAUUCGACAAAUCUAAGGAGAAUUACAUAUAAGUCAAUUCCAAGGACCAGGAACCCUGUCAAACAGCAGCAGUCUUAUAGAAAAGCGAGUAGUAAUUUAAACAGAAAACAAAAGAAUUUGAAUAUGAGAACAAAUAAGAUGCCAGUGAAUAGAAAUUUUUCUAGUGGUAAAAGAAGUCCUAACAAGGGGUGAAAAAGUAGCUUAAGAAGGAGUUUUAAAUCAAACAGGAAACCAAGACGACGAAAACAUAUAAUUAACAGGCAAAAUAAAAUAGGCAAAUUCUAAGACUCAAAAUAUUUGUAUCUGCAAGACAUGCUUUCAUAUGUAUAAAUGUAUCUGCCAGAUUUUCAAAACGCUUAAAAAAGCUUUUCAAAUAAUAUUAUAGCUAUGCAUAAUAGUCUUAAAUAAACAGUAAAGAACAAGGACAAUGAACCAAUAGGGAAAACCAUGUUUGUAGAAAACAACCCCCAAAACAAAUCCCCACAACAGCAGUUAUCCACUCCUUGUGUUGAGGUAUGUAUGUAUAUAUGUAUGUAUGUAUGCAUACAAGGAAAAUAAAUUUGAAAGGACAAAACCAAAAUGAUCAAUGAACACUUUUGGGCAUAUAUCCGUACGAUCACGCGUACAUGUACAUUCUGUAUGGCUACAUCGGGUUAAAUAAAUACACGAGUCAAGACAUCGGUCU